This is a messenger RNA of Porites evermanni, 3026 nucleotides long. The record is from the annotation of a GenBank genome assembly. Lineage: Eukaryota; Metazoa; Cnidaria; Anthozoa; Scleractinia; Poritidae.
UCAGGCCAAGGCCAGGGUCCUGCACGUCAGGCUGCAUUGCAUGCUGGGAUCCCAUCAUCUGUACCAGCAUAUGGUGUGAAUAUGUUAUGUGGGUCAGGAUUAAAGGCUGUGGCACUUGGUUAUCAAUCUGUAUCCAGUGACAAAACUUCUAUUGUUGUUGCUGGUGGUCAAGAAAGCAUGAGUCAGGUAAGUAUGAGCCUGUGAAAAUGGCCAACAUUUUGCAUUUUGCUUUGCUUCAACCAAUCAGAAGCACUACCCAGAUCUGUUAGUGACACGUCAUCAGUAAGGAAUUUCUGUGCUCAUUCCUCAGAUAUCAUUUCGUGGGGAAACCUGUGGCAUUGCAAAAAUUAAUGUUGACUGUUUUCCUGGCUAUGUAAAUACACAGCUUACAAUUUAACAAAUAAAUAAAAUUUUCUUUCAAAUGCAUGCAAGGUCAGGUUAGACCGUGCAGGCCCCUCAAUUGCCCAUUCUGCCACCUGAGUCCUGGUGAACAAGUUUCAUAUACAUGUAGGCUUGCAAAAAUGUCUGGAAAGUCCUUAAAUAGUAAACGUCUUGAAACUAGUGACGUUUUCUCCUUGAAAUAAUAUAAAUGCUGGAAUUUUGGAAUUUCUUUGCACAUAAAUGUUUUAAUGUUGUAAUCUAAUGUGUAACUGUGCAGGACACCAGUUUUGGCACUUGUUUUUGCAAGUGUAAGAUUGUCAUGUACACAGAAAACUGAAGAUCAUAAGAAGUUGAUGGCAGUUUUAGUGUCCAAAAAAUAUGGCUUAUUGUAACUGAAAAACUGAACCUAAGAAAGUUCACUAAAAGUGACAACUCUAUUUUUGAACUGUCCAUUUAUUUAGUGAAAUUGGCAGAUCAGAAAGCAAUAUGGAACAGUUUAAUGCGAAAUCAGCAAAUGGUCACGUAAGCUAAUUUGGCUGGAACUUUGGGAGUUUAGACAAAGGACCCAUAACUACAGGCUAAUUUCUAAUAAAUAUACUAUACCGUUACUGUCACAUUUUCAGGCCCCGCACUGUUGCCAUAUGAGGUCACCACUAAAGAUGGGUGAUGUUAAACUUGUGGACUCUAUGAUGUUAGAUGGUCUUAUUGAUGCAUUUCAUGACUAUCACAUGGGAAUUACAGGUAAGAAAAAUGGUCAGCGCUAUAAAUGAGACAUCAAAAUAUUUCAUAUGGAAGACAAACAAUUUUUCAUUGCAUUUUGUUUUUCAAAAACAAAACCACAGGUUUUUGAAAGCUUAAUAAUUAAAUCAAACUUUUGUUGGAAUUGUUGAGAGACAAGCUGCUUAAAAACCUUCCAUCUACAGGCUGUAAAGCCCCCUUGAAGUUAAAAAUGACCAAAAAGGCAUACCAUUUCACAAACUCCCAAAACAUUAGUUCGUAAGAGAUGUUUCAAAUACAUUUUUCAGCUGAGAAUGUUGCAAAGCAGUGGAAAGUCAGCAGGCAUGAACAAGAUCAGUUUGCUGUUAUGUCUCAAAACAGAGUAGAGAGGGCACAGAAGGAUGGCCACUUUAAUCAAGAGAUUAUCACCAUUCCUGUGAAAAUAAGAAAAGGUAAGAAAAAAGAUAAGAGACAAACUUUUUAGAUUUCUUGUAGAGUAGACCACAGAUUUCUUAGUUGAAAGAUAUUAGCUUGAACUGAUGUUAAAAGUAGUAGCUGAGUUCUACAUAUGCUUCUGUUGCUUGUAGAUAACAUCCUGUUUAUGACUAAUUCACUGUAAAAGCAUUUUUGCAAGAAUUUAUCACGCGUAGAAUUAGACUGCCAAACAGCCUGUACUUUUGCGCAGGUCUAGAACACGCAAGCAGUCAAGCAAAAGUCUUUAUUUUCAAGCAAGUGUGAAAAUGGAGUAUGGUACUAAGGAGAGACUGACUUUUGGUUGAUUCUUUUUAGCUACAAUGAAAUUCGCUUAUUUAAUGCAGUUUAGGUCUCUUCUGCUAAGAUAAAGAAAAAAGGACAGAAACACGCGAAAAAGCAAAGAAAAAAAGAGACAAAAUGAAAGUGUAUUCAAUACAAAGAUUAUUUUAACUACUUGCAAUAUUGUCAAAUAGACUGUGUUCACUUACAGGUACAAUAGAAGUCAAAGAAGAUGAAUUCCCACGUCAUGGUACCACAAUGGAGGGCCUAGCUCGUCUCAAGCCUUGCUUUCUCCAAGAUGGCACAGGUACAGUGACUGCUGGGAAUGCCUCAGGAAUCAAUGAUGGCUCUGCGGCAGUUGUGCUCAUGACAUAUGCAGAGGCAACCAAAAGUGAUGUGGCACCCCUGGCUCGUAUUGUCUCCUGGGGUCAAGCGGGUGUGGACCCAUCUGUGAUGGGUACAGGGCCCAUUCCUGCCACUCGGAAAGCUGUAAGUUGGUAUGACAGUUAUUGUUUGGAGGUUGCUCGUGAGCAUAAAUAGUAUAGACCUUUUUACGGUUUUUUCAACUUUUGAAAUGGACAAGUUAGGGGAAACCGUCAACACCACUGAAAGAGCGCCUUAAUCGAGCAAAGAUAGAGCUUCGCAAAGUUGCGAAAAUUUACAGACGUUUGUAUGGUGGGGGGCAAGUUUUGAGCUCCCCUACAUACAAACGUCUGUAAAAAUAUGAACAUUAAAAUGUUUUGUCUCAUUGGCUCACUGCACAAAGAGGAUUUUGAUUUUAAGGAGGAAUGUUUGGCAUCAGCGGUAGAAGUGUCAGAAGUCGCGUGGGUAAAGUUUUCGCUUCGAAUGUUUCUUUGAUCGCUUUUUCACUAAAGAUAUGUUGCAGUUGUCACAGUUGUAUUUCCAAUAACUUUGUUUUUUCGUUAAUAGCUAUUUUCGGCAGCAAUCAAGAAUAGCUUCUUGUUCCAACGCCAGGACCGCAUUACUUUCACAUUUAAAGCGAUCUUUCAAGAAUCAUACUAAAGAUAUUUUGUCUCCUUUUCUUUCAUCUGCAGCUUCAAAAGGCCAACUGGAAAAUUGAGGAUGUUGACUUGUUUGAGCUAAAUGAGGCCUUUGCAGCUCAGUCAUGUGCUGUUAUUAAAGAUCUGGGACUUGAUCCGCAAAAGGUACUUUAA